Lathyrus sativus (Indian pea) is the source of this 573-nucleotide messenger RNA. NCBI's taxonomy places the organism in Eukaryota, Viridiplantae, Streptophyta, Magnoliopsida, Fabales, Fabaceae. The record is from the annotation of a GenBank genome assembly.
AUGGCUAAAACUUCUAAAACUUCUAAGAUUUUCCUCAUAUUCCUCCUAAUAAAUUUAUCUUCAUUUUUCAACCUUUGUUUAUGUGACGAAACCAAGGUUAGCGAUCUCGAUCAGCUUCUUCCUGGUUUUGGACAAUCUGCAGUUUUGCAAAAUGCACAAUGCAUGCAAAAACUGCUUCCAUGUCAACCAUUUUUGAAAUCUCCAAACAAUCCUCCACCAGCAUGUUGUACGCCUUUGAGUGAAAUGGCCAAAGAAGAAUCUGAUUGUCUUUGCAGUUUUCUUAACAAUCCUAAGUUUUUUGUGUCCCUCGAUGUUACUAAGGAUGAAUUGAUGAAGCUUCCUAAUGCUUGUGGUAUUGAUGUUGAUGCCACCAAGUGCGAUGCCUCUGCAGAAAACGGAACCACAUCAUCAACAGCGGCGGCGGCAGCGGCAGCAGGAGGUGAAGACACAACAGGUGAAGACACAACAGAUUCCAGUAGCUCAACAAAAAUGAUUACUCCAUAUGGAAUCACUUAUUUUGGUGUAUCUGGGUUUGUUACAUUGUUGAUUGCUCUAGUAUUUUCUGCAUACUAG